Molecule: messenger RNA, 1029 nt
Organism: Echinostoma caproni
Lineage: Eukaryota; Metazoa; Platyhelminthes; Trematoda; Plagiorchiida; Echinostomatidae
Source: the annotation of a GenBank genome assembly
UGUGCUGUUACGUGGCUGCGCCACGCCUUCCUGCGGACUGUACCUGGUCUGAUACUCUCACCGAACUGUAUCUCUGGAGAUGCUGAGCUUGUUGUGGCUGCGCAUUUGGGCCAACUUACCGUUAUUGACCAAGAAUCGCAAGCUUAUUGCAGACCCACGUCUCUUUCUGGCUCAAAUAUCAGCGGCAAUUGGGGUCCUCAUCUGAUAGUAACAUCGCGCCUCAGUCUACCAUCUUGGCGAACCCGGUUGCUCACCUGGUGUCCUGGUCUGAAAGUUGUCUGUUUGUGUCUGGACGUUGCGGGUGAGCCAUCUGGCAAGAGUCGACGCCUACGAGCCUGCGUUGCCCGCGGUGCUGUCAAUAUCUGUUUGACAACCUACAGUGCACUGCGUGCCCGUCCAAGCCGUUACAGUCAAAUACAGUGGAGUGUUAUAGUUUUCGAUCAAGUGCAUAACCUAGUCCAUCAUCUGGGUGGUGCAGGCAGUAACAGAGAAAUUAACGGAUACCGAUCACAAACUACUAUGAAGCCAGGAUGCACAGGAGGCCCUCAACCUGGUGGCGACCUUUCUUCUCUUUCAACGGAUGUGACCGGAUCUGGAGAAGUUAAAUCUAGUUGCAGUAGACACAAUGCUGCUAACUCUCUGGAUUUGUUUACUUCAGUGCUCAGUUGCACUGGACAUCGGCUGUUAAUCAGCUCAGUACCGGAUUUGUGCCAUUCACUUUGUGGUUAUCGGCUAUACUUAUUGAGUCGUUUGCUGUUGUUGAAAGAUCCUGUGGGUUCGCCCACAUACGAAUCGUGGGUUUCUGAGCUGUUUAAAGCUUCCGCAGCAUCACAGAAAAGACGUACGUCACAAUCCAGUGGAUCUGAACGCCCCACUAAGCGCCAGUUGAUUAAGUUCAUGGAACCUUUCAUUGUUCGCUUGGACGAAGAUGACGAAUGGGAGACUUUAGUAUGUGAGGAAAUCGUACCUUGUCCAAUGACUACCACUCAGUGCGAACUUCACGAUGCUGUUCUCGCGACGAAAACGUAA